AUGUCGAACCCAUCCUCUUCUCGUCCAUACCAUCCGCAGAGCAGGUUCUCGUUUCCAUGGGCAGCGCAACCCGAAAUCGUCCGAGCGUACCAAAAGGACGCAUACUACCGCGACCUCUUCGUCGACCAGUUCAAGGAUGUCGUACGGACCACACUCGGCGUUCGCGUGCUACACGCUAACUCGGAAAUCAUCGCUGUGAUCGGUGGUGUUGCAUACCUUGCAUUAUGCGCACUUAAUGGAGCGCAGACGCUCGGAGAGGAGUAUGUCAAUGCCAUGAUGGUUGAUGGGAAAACUGGGCGAAUAGCGAGGGGCAAGCGACGAGUCAUUUUCAUCUUUGCACACGCCCUUCUGCCGUACCUGGUAGCAAAAGCGUACGCCAGCGCACGGCGCUUCGUUGUGGGUUCUGACCAGGCGAGGCAGCAAGCGCUCGAGCGAGCUCGGUUGCGCGCACGAGCGAUGCUAUCAGCCUCACAGCGGGGGAAUCCGGACGCCGUUCAGAUCAGACCGGCUGUCACGGAUCGCAUCAUGACAUCUAUUGCGAAACAUCUUCCUGCUCUGGAGAGCUUUACAGCAUCCGACAGCUGGCUGGCGUACUUUGGAGCAGCCCAUCUCGCGAUCUUCUACCUAGCGGGGAGGUAUUACAGCAUUGCGCAGCGCCUUUCAGAUGUUCGCUAUAUCUCUACAGUCGCACAGCGGCCGAACCAGCGUCCGCCAUCUUACGAAGUGCUCGGCGUACUGCUUGGCAUCCAAAUCGGUGUCAAAGCCCUGCUCGGUUUGAAUCGAUAUCGGCGAGAACGGAGGAAAGCUCGAGAAGCUGUCACAGCGGCAGCGCGCGCUGCCGCAGGGCUUGAGGCGGAAAAGGAAGGCGGAGGGGCCAAGGGCAGAUCCGCUCGGGAGAAGGAAGUAGUGGUGAUCGAUGGCGUGCGCUGGACGCAUCGCAGCUCGCCUGCCGCCCCUGCGGACUCUGAUGCAGUAGUAGCAUCGCAGGGACCUACAGCGCCACUAGCCUAUGCUGAUCCAGAUGCAGUCAUCUCCCCCGCGGAACUCGGCCUACCGGCGAGCGCAUCGCGCCAGGACAUUGAGACUGCGCGCGCGGCGGCAAAGGCGCGUGCGAUUGAGCUCGAGGGGAUCGCGCAGACUGUACUAAAGUGCACGCUUUGCAUGGAGCAGCGUACGCCCGAGAAUGGCAGCAGCGCCGUCACGGAAUGCGGGCACAUCUUUUGCUGGGACUGCCUCAGUGGCUGGGCACGUGAAAAGCCUGAAUGUCCACUGUGCAGGCAGUCAAUAAGUCUUCAUCGUUUGCUUCCUAUAUACAACUUUUGA
Molecule: messenger RNA, 1323 nt
Organism: Tilletiaria anomala UBC 951
Lineage: Eukaryota; Fungi; Basidiomycota; Exobasidiomycetes; Georgefischeriales; Tilletiariaceae
Exons: 4
Coding region: 1-1323 (440 amino acids)
Biological process (GO): protein import into peroxisome matrix
Cellular component (GO): peroxisomal membrane
Molecular function (GO): zinc ion binding
Source: RefSeq, a predicted model, not a curated record